AUGGACAUCUCCAAGAAAAGCAACAUGAAUUUCUUUUACUCUCUUCUUCCCUGUUAUCCAGUCUUUCUUUUUUUGCUCACCUCCCUCAUUAUCCAGUCUUUCUAUUUCUCUCUUCUUUACCCAUUAUCCAGUCUUUCUUUUUUCUCUCUUCUUUACCCAUUAUCCAGUCUUUCUUUUUUCUCUUUUCUUCCCCAUUAUCCAGUCUUUUUUCUCUCUUUUUCCCCAUUAUCCAGUCUUUCUUUUUACUCUCUUCUUCCCCAUUAUCCAGUCUUUCUUUUUUCUCUCUUUUUCCCCAUUAUCCAGUCUUUCUUUUUUUCUCUCUUUUUCCCCAUUAUCCAGUCUUUCUUUUUUUCCCUCUUUUUCCCCAUUAUCCAGUCUUUCUUUUUACUCUCUUUUCCCCAUUAUCCAGUCUUUCUUUUUUUCUCUCUUCUUCCCCAUUAUCCAGUCUUUCUUUUUUAUCUCUUUUUCCCCAUUAUCCAGUCUUUCUUUUUACUCUCUUCUUUACCGAUUAUCCAGUCUUUCUUUUUUUCUCUCUUUUUUCCCCAUUAUCCAGUCUUUUUUUCUCUUUUUCCCCAUUAUCCAGUCUUUCUUUUUACUCUCUUCUUCCCCAUUAUCCAGUCUUUCUUUUUUACUCUCUUCUUUACCGAUUAUCCAGUCUUUCUUUUUUACUCUCUUUUUUCCCCAUUAUCCAGUCUUUUUUCUCUCUUUUUCCCCAUUAUCCAGUCUUUCUUUUUACUCUCUUCUUUACCCAUUAUCCAGUCUUUCUUUUUUUCUCUCUUUUUUCCCCAUUAUCCAGUCUUUUUUCUCUUUUCUUCCCCAUUAUCCAGUCUUUCUUUUUUAUCUCUUCUUUACCCAUUAUCCAGUCUUUCUUUUUUUCUCUCUUUUUCCCCAUUAUCCAGUCUUUUCUUUUUACUCUUCUUCCCCAUUAUCCAGUCUUUCUUUUUUAUCUCUUUUUCCCCAUUAUCCAGUCUUUCUUUUUUAUCUCUUCUUUACCCAUUAUCCAGUCUUUCUUUUUUUCUCUCUUUUUCCCCAUUAUCCAGUCUUUCUUUUUACUCUCUUCUUCCCCAUUAUCCAGUCUUUCUUUUUUAUCUCUUUUUCCCCAUUAUCCAGUCUUUCUUUUUUAUCUCUUUUUCCCCAUUAUCCAGUCUUUCUUUUUACUCUCUUCUUCCCCAUUAUCCAGUCUUUCUUUUUACUCUCUUCUUCCCCAUUAUCCAGUCUUUUUUUUUUCUCUUUUUCCCCAUUAUCCAGUCUUUUCUUUUUUCUCUUUUCUUCCCCAUUAUCCAGUCUUUCUUUUUUCUUUUUCCCCAUUAUCCAGUCUUUUUUUUUUCUCUUUUUCCCAUUAUCCAGUCUUUCUUUUUUCUCUCUUUUUCCCCAUUAUCCAGUCUUUCUUUUUACUCUCUUCUUCCCCAUUAUCCAGUCUUUCUUUUUACUCUCUUCUUCCCCAUUAUCCAGUCUUUCUUUUUUCUCUCUUUUUCCCCAUUAUCCAGUCUUUUUUUUUCUCUUUUUUUUCCCCAUUAUCCAGUCUUUCUUUUUUCUCUUGUCUUAACCAUUAUCCAAUCUUUCAUUUUCUCUUUUUCCAGUCUUUCUUUUUCACUCUUCUUCAUCCUAGUCUUUUGUUUCCCCUUUUCUUCCUCUUCUUUUUCAAACUCUUUACACAAGUCUUUCAUUUUUUUCUUGCUAUCACUAUCUCCUUUCCUUUUUUUGCCUUCACCCUUUUUUUCUAUCCAUUCAGUUUUCUUUCUCUCCCUCUUCUCAACAUGA
Messenger RNA from Acanthosepion pharaonis, 1761 nucleotides. NCBI's taxonomy places the organism in Eukaryota, Metazoa, Mollusca, Cephalopoda, Sepiida, Sepiidae. The record is from the annotation of a GenBank genome assembly.